This is a messenger RNA of Talaromyces proteolyticus, 1416 nucleotides long. Its product is annotated as putative ADP-ribosylation factor 6. The transcript has 5 exons. Gene Ontology annotation, biological process: vesicle-mediated transport; intracellular protein transport. Gene Ontology annotation, cellular component: cytoplasm. Bases 490 to 1044 code for a protein of 184 amino acids. Gene Ontology annotation, molecular function: GTPase activity; GTP binding. NCBI's taxonomy places the organism in Eukaryota, Fungi, Ascomycota, Eurotiomycetes, Eurotiales, Trichocomaceae. The record is from RefSeq and is a predicted model, not a curated record.
CAUAGAUGGACACGGGCCACGCCUUAGGGUUAGGUAACCCUGCAGAUAGCCAUCCCGAGCUAGGCCACUCUCGGCCUGGCUUGAAACAAAGUGGUCCAUCGCGGGGUGUUAGUCAGCGGCUUGGCGCCAAAUGCCCCUUUUCCCUUUCUCGCUGUUUGUGUGGACGGUGUGUGCAUACCAUACACAUCCAAACCCUGCGUGCGCCCUCGUCCACGUCGCAUCCUAGUGUCAUUCCAGGAUUAUUUCCCCCUGUCUCUCACGAACCUCUCUGCUGUUGAUCUUGUGAGUUGCCAGAGAUCGUGUUCUGCAAAUUUCCCAGCUAUUGUGCGACAUUGUUCAGCGUUGAUUGUUUGUUCAUGUGACCAACGGAGUCUAACAAAGAAUCACGACCAGGUUCCAGAGACACACGUGGAAAGCCAAUUGCUGUCAGCCCUCGAUUGCCGAACCAUAACCUUUACUUCUCGGGCGCCAUCGCCGAAACAAUCCAAGAUGGGUGGUUCCGUGUCCAAGUUGAUGGGGAAGAUCUUCGGAUCUAAGGAAAUGCGCAUUCUGAUGCUGGGUCUUGAUGCUGCCGGAAAGACCACCAUUCUAUACAAAUUGAAGCUCAACCAGGAUGUCACCACCAUCCCCACCGUGGGCUUCAACGUCGAGAGUGUGACUUAUAAAAAUGUCAAAUUCAAUGUCUGGGACGUCGGUGGACAGGACAAGAUUCGUCCUCUGUGGAGACACUACUAUUCUGGCACCCAGGGACUCAUCUUCGUUGUGGACUCCAGCGACACUGCCCGUCUGGAGGAGGCCAAGUCUGAAUUGCACAAGAUCAUCAACGAUCGUGAAAUGAAGGAUGCAUUGUUGCUAGUGUUCGCCAACAAGCAAGACAUCGAAGGCCGUCUUGCGCCUUCGGAAAUCACCGAGAAACUGGCCUUGAACAAGCUCAAAGACCGAUUAUGGAAUGUGGUGCCUAGUGUAGCGACGGACGGCAGUGGUAUCUUUGAAGGAUUGGCCUGGUUGUCCAACAACGUCAAAACUCCUGCACCUGCAAAAUAAUUCUUCCUAUCGGGAAUUUCUCUCACGGUCAAUCAUUGGCACACCGGAUUUGUAUAACGCCUUUAUUAAUCACUUGACAGAGAUAUAUAUACCAUCACGAUCACGCAGCAUUCCGAGAUUUGUUUCCUAUUCAGUGUGCCGGUUUUGUAUGCAUGUCGCCUCUGGCUCUCAUGAUAUCCCUUCUGUAUUCCAUUAUGUAUUUCGUUCUGUAUUUCCUGGACUUCUCCAUUCCCUUUCUAAUCUAUCGUCAUUUCAUCAUUUUUACUGCCAUUUUGAAUUGUCAUUCGACCUGUUUCUUUCCCUUCACUCAUGAAGAUAUAAUACGCAGCGAAUUAUUGUAUAGACAAAUGUGAAGAUUAAACUAAGUUUCGG